Molecule: messenger RNA, 1871 nt
Organism: Rosa chinensis
Lineage: Eukaryota; Viridiplantae; Streptophyta; Magnoliopsida; Rosales; Rosaceae
Product: triacylglycerol lipase OBL1
Exons: 5
Coding region: 145-1569 (474 amino acids)
Biological process (GO): lipid metabolic process
Molecular function (GO): triacylglycerol lipase activity
Source: RefSeq, a predicted model, not a curated record
UAGCAGAUAAACUCGACAAAACAGUACUAAGAAAUACUCUCUCUCUCUCUCUCUCUCUCUCUCUCUCUCAACUCGACAAAACAGUACUAAGAAAUACUCUCUCUCUCUCUCUCUCUCUCUCUCUCUCUCUCUCUCACAUUAGCCAUGGCUUGUAACAAGAGUUUUUCCAGCAAUUACAUGCUACUGGACCCCAACGAUGUGGGUUUCUUUGAUCUGAUUCACAUCUUGAUCUCCAAUAACUUGGAGAAGAGAAAGUUCGUUGACUCCUCCGAUGACAAAGAAGAUGACUUUCAGCGCAGAUGGCUCAUAUUUCUGUCUAUUGUGGUGCAGAAGUUGCUGCAGUUUGUGUCGAAGCCAAUGGCAGUUAUUGGCUGGGCAAUCGAAAUGUUCUUGAACUUUUUGUCAAUUAAUGGCUGCAGCUUGCAUGGACUGCUUCUAAAUCUUUUGCGAGGCAAGAUCAUAGUACCAGAUAGCAACUCAGAAACAUUCUUGUCGUUUAUUGGGAAUUUGGAUAAGCGAGUAAAGCUGGACAGUAGAAUCAAACCUGGAGAUGCCAAAUAUAAUGCAGCACUCAGUGUGAUGGCCUCUAAACUAUCAUAUGAGAACCAUGCCUGCAUCAAAACUACAGUCCAAGAUCACUGGAAGAUGGAGUUCGUGGGGUUUUACGACUUCUGGAAUGAGUAUCAGGGAAAAGCUACAACACAAGCCUUUAUGCUUCGCGACAGAUCACGUGCUGAUCAUGAUACCAUUGUUGUUGCCUUUAGAGGAACCGAACCCUUUGAUGCAGAUGCAUGGUGCUCUGACUUUGAUAUUUCGUGGUAUGAACUUGAAGGUGGAGUUAACGGAAAGAUCCAUGGUGGCUUCAUGAAAGCUCUAGGUUUACAGAAAAAUAUCGGUUGGCCAAAGAAGAUCCAGCAAGAUGACAAGCACCCCUUAGCUUACUAUGCUGUUAGGGACAUGCUGAAAAAGCUACUAAGUGAAAAUGAUAAAGCGAGAUAUAUCAUAACAGGGCACAGUUUAGGCGGAGCGUUAGCAAUUCUCUUCCCUGCAAUUUUGGCAUUGCACGAGGAAAACGACCUGUUGGAGAAAUUGGAAGGAGUUUAUACAUUUGGGCAGCCUAGGGUUGGAGACAAGGAAUUUGGGCAAUACAUGGAAAAUGAAGUAUUGAAAGAGCACAAUGUUAGGUAUUUUAGGUUUGUUUAUAGUAAUGAUAUGGUGCCCAGGUUACCCUAUGAUGACAAGGCCCUCAUGUUCAAGCACUUUGGGACCUGCCUCUACUAUAACAGAAACUAUGAAGCGCAGAUUCUCCCAGAAGAGCCAAACAAGAAUUACUUCUCCCCAUCGGUGCAAAUAACUAUGAUGGUGAAUGCAUUUUAUGAGCUGACGAGAAGCUUCACAAUUCCAAAUAAGUACGGACCUGACUACGUCGAAGGGUACUUCUUCAGAUUGUUUAGGCUAAGUGGUUUGCUAAUGCCAGGGGCAUCAGCACACUGUCCCCAAGAUUACGUGAAUUUAACCAGAUUGGGACCCUCAGAUGUGUUCCUCUCACCUAAGCCCAAGCAAUUGUGAAUAGGGCUGUAAGUAAGCUCGAUACAGCUUGUGUUCGACUCGUAUUCGGCUCGAUUUUAGCUCGUUCGGCUCGUGUUCGUAAGAUAAAUGAGCCGAGCUUGAGCUCAAUAUUAAGCUCGGCCAAAAAAUGAGCCGAGCUUGAGCAAGGAUAUAUUCGGCUCGUCUAGCUCGUGAGUAGCUUGUAUUUUCCAUGAGUAGCUCGAGCUUGUUAAAACUCGGCUCGUUUGUUAAAGCUCGACUAAUGAAAUUUGUACUAUAAAAAUAUAAUUAUUCUAAUCUCAAUUCUUCAAUUCUUUUUAUUA